This is a messenger RNA of Penicillium maclennaniae, 1446 nucleotides long. RefSeq lists its product as uncharacterized. The record is from RefSeq and is a predicted model, not a curated record. The transcript has a single exon. NCBI's taxonomy places the organism in Eukaryota, Fungi, Ascomycota, Eurotiomycetes, Eurotiales, Aspergillaceae. The coding region runs from base 1 to 1446 and encodes 481 amino acids.
AUGGAUACCAGUGGUCCUCUCUUCAUCGCCCAGGAGGCUCUGUGCUAUUACCCAAUCAGCACAAUAUAUGACUCCUGCCCCAGGUAUCUCUUUUAUGCCUUGUUACUCGCCAGCUGUCUGACCCGAUGGACGGGUUGGCUGGCUGAUGUUUUCUUGGGUGCCGCCGCGACGUAUGCAGGAACCGCUGCGAUACAGUCCUUCAUCUUGGUCGCGAAUCUUCCAAAGAGGCAGUCGCCUUCGCCGGUAACUAUCCCAUACAUCUCGGACAAUACAACACUAUGGCAAAGCUUCCCGCAACUGAUCACGCAAACGAGCGAGGUCACGAUUCAGCCAGCGGCACUUGAGCUGGAUGGUGACGCUGUUCUCGCAAUUGUCGUCACUGGCUAUCUUGUCUUCCUUCCUCUGCAGUGUUGGUCACGAGUCUUGACGCACGAAAGAGCUCGCAACCUUUUAUUCUACAUGUGGAAUAUGCUUAUGUUCGCUGGAUCCAUUUGCUGCCUGAUCUUUGCUGGGAAAAAAGACUCGAUCCCGACUCAGUACAUGUUUUGCUACCCCGAUAUCCCACCACAGCAGCAAACCUCGAGCGAUGGCUGGGAGGAUGAUUGGAGGACAGGAAGCUGGAAUGGUAGUGUCUGGAGUACCUUCUCCAAUAUCUCUCAUUGGGGUGCAAUCGGUGACAUCUGUUACAACCCCUGCUUCAAUUCCAGUCAGAUCCUUCGAGAGCCAAGUCAAUUACAGUCGUGGGUCGCUUCCAAAGAUUCCGACUUGGCGCAUCCGAAUCGAUUCUGGAAUGAAAUCAUUUACUCGAAUCGCUACAUCUACAGCCUUAUCGUCUUAUGUCUUGUCUUGAACAUUGUGCAUCUUACAUUCAAAUGGUUCCCGUACAAAUCUCACAUCCCGUCUGCCCAGAUCGUGGUGAUUUGGAAGGAAAGAAAGUCGAUUAGACAUGGCUUCAAGCAGGAACUCAAGGACGCGCUGUCGGUAUCCAGGGAAACACAAGAUGAAAAGAUAGGCGUUAGCGCUUCCACUGGACAUGUAUACUCUCGGUGGAGCAGCAUUCGACCUUUCUUUACUAUUCGCUUCUUCAAGGCUUUCCUGCGCGUGCUCAUAGACGCCUUCAUCCUUUUCGGUCUCCUGUUUAGCAUGAUCAUCAGCCCCCUCACAAUCAUCGCCUUCGUUGUGUGGAUCGAGUGGUGGAUUUACAACGACGGCCCUUCACAAGAGCAUCCGCAACAAGUAGGGCAAUGGUCAUAUCUGGUCUCCAUCGCUCUCUUGCUUGUAUCAGCAGUCAUCCUAUCACUGAAAUACAAACUAGCGACAAAAGUCGAGCUCGAUACUGAGAUCGAGAAGACAAAGAAUCAUCUCGAAAAGCUUCAAAAAAGCAGGGACGCUCGAUCGCCAUCUGAGACAGUCGCCCUGACCGCGUCGGCAAGCGCAGAGAACUGA